AUGCUGCCUGAUCAAGCAAAGAUGAUGUUUGUUGUCACUAUAUUUCUUCUAUUGCUUCCUUCAACAUCAUCCAUCUUAUAUCAACCACCAAGAUAUCUCAAUCAUCAACAAUAUUCUCAAGAUAAACGUUUAAAUAAUUACAAGAAUGUGUGGAUAACAAGAGAUAUUUCGGCGAAAGCAGCAGCAGAUUAUAUGAAUAAUGAAAAGCAUCAACGUUAUCCUAUGGAAAAAAAGCUACCUACAAUAAAACAUCUUUUGUCGACAAAUAUUGAAAACAAUGAUCUAAGGAAAACAGUUCGACGUAAAACACGGUAA
Didymodactylos carnosus is the source of this 315-nucleotide messenger RNA. The record is from the annotation of a GenBank genome assembly. Lineage: Eukaryota; Metazoa; Rotifera; Eurotatoria; Philodinida; Philodinidae.